Molecule: messenger RNA, 2572 nt
Organism: Monomorium pharaonis (pharaoh ant)
Lineage: Eukaryota; Metazoa; Arthropoda; Insecta; Hymenoptera; Formicidae
Exons: 1
Coding region: 24-2540 (838 amino acids)
Biological process (GO): DNA replication
Molecular function (GO): nucleotide binding; DNA binding; DNA-directed DNA polymerase activity
Source: RefSeq, a predicted model, not a curated record
UCUAUAGCAAAGACUGUAAUCAGAUGAAUGACUGCGCAAUUCUUUUACCGAGUGAAAAAGACAAGUGGUUGAAAUUCCGUAAUCCCAAACAUAAGGAGCGGCUACCCUUCAUCGUAUAUGCCGAUUUGGAGUGUGUGCUGCAGAAGACGCAAUCUAACAUGGAGCAAGAAUCAACAACAUACAAAUACCAACACCAUCAGGUAUUCAGCAUUGGAUAUUACGUGCAAUGCUCAUUUGAUGAUACGUUAUCCGUGUAUAGAUUUCGUCGCGAUCCUGAUUGCGUCACGUGGUUUACAAAACAGCUAGAAGAAUUAUCACAUAAUGUUAAGACGCGUUUAUCCGCCAAUGUUCCCAUGAUUCCAUUGUCAAAAGAACAGUGGGAGGCAUACCGUAACGCGACACAUUGUCAUAUAUGUAAUAAUUUGUUCGCGCCGGAUGAUACACGAGUGCGCGAUCAUUGCCAUUUAACCGGUAAAUAUCGUGGUCCUGCACAUUCAAAUUGCAACUUGAAUUAUAAAAAUUCGUUUUUCAUUCCAAUAGUUUUCCAUAAUUUAUCAGGUUAUGAUUCACACUUUAUAAUAAAGGAAAUAGCAACCGCGUUUGAAGGUGGAGUUAGUUUACUACCAAUCACAAAAGAAAAGUACAUUUCUUUUACCAAAACCGUUGAAGAUACCACCGAAGAAGAUUCGCGAAAACAUAUCCAGUUAAGAUUCAUUGAUUCAUAUAGAUUCCUUAACACUAGUCUCGAUAAAUUAGCGUCAUAUCUUAAUACUGAUAAAUUAAAAAUUGUACGGUCAGAAUUUUUAAAUUUAUCUAGCGAAGAAUUUAGUUUAUUAACGCGGAAGGGCGUAUUUCCUUAUGAAUAUGUGGAUUGCGCGGACAAGUUGCAGGACACGUGUUUACCGCCGCGCGAAUCAUUUUACAGUAGCCUGAUCGGUGAUACGGUGUCCGAGAGCGAUUACGCACACGCUGAGAAUGUCUGGAAGCGAUUCUCUAUUCAAACGCUAGGUGAAUACAGUGACUUAUAUUUAAAAACAGAUGUUUUGUUAUUAGCUGACAUUUUCGAAAAUUUUCGUGACACAUGUAUUCAAAGUUAUGGUCUCGAUCCUGCACAUUAUUAUACACUCCCCGGAUAUACGUGGGACGCUAUGCUAAAAUAUACUAAAAUUACAUUUGAACUACUCACAGACAUUGACAUGAUAUUGUUCAUUGAGCGCGGUAUACGUGGAGGUUUAAGUCAAUGUUCAGGUAGAUAUGCACAAGCGAAUAAUAAGUACAUGCAGUCGUAUGACUCAUCUAAACCGUCAUCGUACCUGAUGUACUUUGACGUCAAUAAUUUAUACGGAUGGGCAAUGUGCCAACCUUUGCCUUACGCUAAAUUUCAAUGGGUUGAAGAUAUCUUAAAUUUUAACGUGAACGCAAUCGCUCCGGAUUCACCAACUGGUUACAUUCUCGAGGUUGAUCUCGAGUAUCCUCAAAAUCUUCACGACGCGCACGCCGAUCUACCGUUCUGUCCGACGCGCGACAAGCCGCCCGGUACGCGAGAAGAGAAAUUGCUUGCAACUGUUUGCGAUAAGAAGCGUUACAUCAUUCAUUAUCGCAACUUGCAACAGUGCAUGCGUCAUGGUCUCCGCGUAACACAAAUACACCGCGUGUUAAAAUUCGCACAAUCUCCAUGGCUCCGCAAGUAUAUUGAAUUAAACACACAAUUCCGAACCCUUGCAAAAAAUGAUUUCGAAAAAAAUUUAUAUAAACUUAUGAAUAAUGCGGUAUUCGGGAAAACUAUGGAGAAUGUGCGCAAUCACGUUGACGUAAAACUAUUAACGAAAUGGGACGGACGGUACGGCGCGGAGGCAAUGAUCGCAAAACCUAAUUUUUACAGUAGAAGCGUAUUUUCAGAGAACCUAAUCGCUAUCGAACUGCGUAAUCUCGAGGUGAAAUUCAACAAGCCGAUCUACGUAGGAAUGUGUAUACUUGACAUUUCUAAAAUCUGUUUGUAUGAAUUUCACCACGAGUACAUGCUACCACUGUAUCGCGACAAAUGCAAAGUAAUGUAUACCGACACCGACAGUCUCAUAUAUCAUGUCGAGUGUGAGAAUAUUUAUGAAAAUAUGAAACGUGAUAUUACAAGAUUCGAUACCAGCGAUUAUCCGAUCGGUAAUGCGUACGGUAUGCCUCUUGAAAAUAAAAAAGUGCCGGGUCUGAUGAAGGAUGAGAACAACGGUGCGAUAAUGAUCGAGUUUGUUGGACUCAGGGCGAAAAUGUAUGCAAUGAGGGUGAAUGGGAAGAAAGACACCAAAAAGGCCAAAGGUGUCAAGAGCAGCGUCGUCGCGCGAACUAUAACAUUCGAUGAUUAUACACACUGUCUCCGUGAAGAAAUCGAAAUGACACGUCGCCAAUCAUGUAUACGAUCAAAGUUACAUGAAGUAUACACGAUAUCAGAAAAAAAAAUCGCCCUGAGCCCGUACGAUGACAAACGAUAUCUCGUGCCGGAUUCAAUUGAGACAUUGCCGUGGGGACAUUGGCGGAUACCUUUGUAAUAUAUUGUAUUAAAUACGUAUUUCAUAUUUAU